Molecule: messenger RNA, 1145 nt
Organism: Engraulis encrasicolus (European anchovy)
Lineage: Eukaryota; Metazoa; Chordata; Actinopteri; Clupeiformes; Engraulidae
Exons: 2
Coding region: 312-1073 (253 amino acids)
Source: RefSeq, a predicted model, not a curated record
UCUGCAAACCUUCGCGGAAACAUUUCUAUGCUUGUCUUUAGAUUAGUCACGAAUAAGGAGCAGUAUUGAUGUCAAGAAACAAGAGAGUAAAAAAAAACUACACAAAGUAGCGUAAUCCACUGUUAGAUUUUGUAUUAGGCUAUUCAUUUAUUACACGAUAUUGUUGAUUUGACAAUAUUUAGUGUGGCCUAAAAGACGUGGGAGAGAAGAUCAACAGCCAUUUAUCAGACUGUCAAGAAAUAAGAUUGCCUACAGAAGCAGCAGCAGGCGCGACUGAUGAAGAAGACACAGUCAAAGUAGAAGCUGUAAAGAUGAUGAGAACACUGGACCCGGGCCCUCCAGACUGCAGACGGAGAACCAUAGCUGUGGUGGCUCCCACCCUCUGGAUGAUGUCCCUGGAGGAGACUGCCCUGCAGGCCCAGCGGGAGUGUGAGAAGGCCUGGUGGGUGGCGGAGGUGCGGGGUAAGAACAUGCAGCUGGCAGUCCUCCUGGAGGAGAGGAGGAUGCUGGCCGCUCUCCUGAAGAGGGAGCGGGAUCAGCGCUACGCGGAGAGGAGAUCAGUGGCGCUGGCAAGAGAACAGGAGAAGGCCUUGUGGACCAGGCUGACGAUGGACGGGCUCGCCGUGGAGAAGAGGAACGGCAUGAUGGCCAACGUCAAACUCACACCCAUGAUGAGCAGUCAGGAUCACGGACAGAAUCUGCCGUACAGCUCCGCAGGUCAACACGCCUCCAUGACAGCACAUGUGAUCAAGGGAUACGCCAGAGGCCUCACUGGACAGGCCCAGCAGCUGAGUCCAGUGGCGAGAAGUGAUGACGGCGGAGCUGUGAUGAAUAAAGGAAACACAACAUAUCACAACGCCAUAACAGACAUGAUGAAGGCCCACAGGCAGGAGGCUCUGAGGCAGGAGCUGAUGGAGAAGCAGAGAGUGAGGGAGAGAGAAGCGGAGGCAGCAGAGGCAGCAGAGGAGGCCGGAGUGGGGGUCCGGAGCAGACUGCUGAAGUUCUGGAAUCUGCUGCGCAAGUCCAACUGGUCUGGCAACCGGAGGAAACGACAUGCAGCAUCACAGGACUGAGAGCUGAGAGCAGCAGGCAUAAAAGGAGAACGUCAUUGCAAAAGUUAUAUUGAAUAAAAAAUAUUUUCACAG